Oncorhynchus kisutch (coho salmon) is the source of this 5243-nucleotide messenger RNA. It is a transcript of the gene xxylt1, whose product is annotated as xyloside xylosyltransferase 1. Gene Ontology annotation, molecular function: xylosyl alpha-1,3-xylosyltransferase activity. The coding region runs from base 692 to 1891 and encodes 399 amino acids. Gene Ontology annotation, cellular component: endoplasmic reticulum membrane. Gene Ontology annotation, biological process: protein O-linked glycosylation via N-acetylgalactosamine. The transcript has 5 exons. The record is from RefSeq and is a predicted model, not a curated record. NCBI's taxonomy places the organism in Eukaryota, Metazoa, Chordata, Actinopteri, Salmoniformes, Salmonidae.
CUGACUUGGUAUUCCGAGUUGGAUAACCGUUCAAAACUAUUUUCAUAGUUGGAGCUCGAUUUUCCGAAUUCCCAGUAAACUAGGACUCACUGACGUCGGAGAUUCUCGAGACGCCAGUUGUUAUGAACGUGGCAUCAAUCUAGGGGAGUGAUUUAAACGUCAUCACCGGAAGUGGCAUUUAGAUUAGUGUGACAAGCUAGCUACAAAACAUCUUAUCUAUAGUCUGAAUACCAAUUUUAUGCAAAUGUUUAUUUCUAUUUCAAGUUGACAAGCAAUAUAGUCAUCCGGGGAAUAAUUUGCGGUCCUCACGGUGUUCGUGACAUGUAUUUUGUCUGUACAAACCUGUUUCUUCCUAAAUGUGCAUCUUUAACAGAGCUAGUGUUAGCUAGCUUGAUAAUACUGUACCACAGAACAAUGAGGUUAAGUUAUGCACAUCUUUGACUGUACUGUCGUUGGUACCAGUCUGCCGGCUCCAACUCAGCUGUCACAACUUUCUCUGUAUCGAGAAUUCUCCAACACCAACAUGGAAAAGGACUUCUCAACCUUGUCAGGGCGUGGACAAGACUAGUAAAUGAUUCUCAAACCAACACUGCGCAAUAAGGAUCCAGCAUGUUAAACUCAGGGUUCAUCCCAAUAUUCUUCAAGCUGAGACAAUAACAGCACUUCUGCAUUCAUCUGUGGGAGUCACAGCAUGGGUAUCCUGAGGGUUCUAGUCAACACUAUGGGUAGAGUCAGCACCUUCAGGUCCUAUCAGUUUGUCCUCCUCCUCACGGCUGCGCUGGCCGUUGUAGCCUUCUAUUUCUUUGGCUCAGAGAGGCAUGAUUUCUCCAGCACCACCAAGCGCAUCAAACAGACCCAGGCCAGCCACAACACCAACCGGAACGAUGCAGACCUUUCCCUGGACACCAGGCUGGUGCACCCUGAGGGAGGAGAGUUGGAGAGGGAUGGAGAGGAGGGUGAAGUCAGGGCUAGGAGGGCAGACAGUGGGCAUGAGGUCAGCCAGUACUACCAUGCCCUCAUGAUGUUCACGAAGGUGGACAAGAGCCGAAGCCUGCAGGAGAAGUUCCGGGUGGCCAUGUUAUCCAUGGCGAAAUACAGCCUCUUCCUGGACAAAGAGGUGCUUGUCCUUCAUUUUGUGAGCGAUGAGGCCAGCCGAGAGCUGGGCGAGAGGAUGCUCCCAGAGCUGCUCCUCGUCGGAACUUUUCAGUAUGAGGUGGUGUUCCAUGACGUGGGGGUCCUGAGCCAGAAGCUCUUCCCCAUCGUGGAGGCCAUGCAGAAGCACUUCAGCGCCGGCUCCGGGGCCUACUAUAGUGACGCCAUCUUCUUCCUGUCAGUGGCCAUGCACCACAUCAUGCCCGCAGAUCUGCAGCGCAUUGUACAGCUGGACCUGGAUCUGAAGUACAGGAGCAACAUCAGGGAGCUGUUUCUGGAGUUUGAUCUAUUCCCUCCCGGAGCUGUGAUCGGCAUCGCCCGAGAGAUGCAGCCAGUAUACAGACACACCUUCUGGCAGUACCGUAAGGAGAACCCUCAGUCCCGUGUGGGGGAGCCUCCUCCCGACGGCUUGCCGGGCUUCAACAGUGGCGUGAUGCUGCUGGACCUAGGGGCCAUGCGGACCUCAGCCCUCUACAACCAACUCCUGGAGCCCAGAAACGUGGCCCAGCUGGCUGACCAGUACCACUUCAGGGGCCACCUGGGGGACCAGGACUUCUUCAGCAUGAUCGGCAUGGAACACCCAGGGCUGUUCCACCAGUUGGCCUGUGGCUGGAACCGCCAGCUGUGUACCUGGUGGAGGGAGCAUGGAUACGGGGACGUGUUCCAGCUCUACUACCGCUGUGAGGGGCCGGUGUAUAUCUACCAUGGAAACUGUAAUACGCCCAUACCCGAUGACUGAGUUGGGACCUCGUAAUGUGUUUCCCUAAAUGGUGGGUCUGUUUUGUGGUGAACUCAUUGGAGGUUGUGGCUCAAGACUGGGUUCUGGAGAGAAAAAAGAUAUUAGCUACACAACUUUCUGGGUCACAACAAAACUCCAAAAGGUCUUAGUUUAGCCAUGUGGCAACAAAAGUUUUGGAAUCAAAACCAUUUCUGUACUGUACCACUGCUACUGUAAACAUUGCUCCCACUCCUGCCCCCUGCUGGACAGGUGUGCAAUACAGUCAGUACAAGGCAUCUCACUCACUCCACUAAUGUCAAGUGAUGCUAAUGAUAAACGUGGAGCAUAAAGAGACCUUGCUGGUGAAAAUUGCCGAAUGCCAUACUUUGUUCUCUCAGUUCACUUUUUGGAACAUUUAACAUUCUUGAAGAAUGUUGGACUGUGGUACAAAAAAGAAUGGUUAGCGUGCAUAAGAGAAAAUGGCAAACCUUCACCAACAAAAAUAACUCUUUACAUUGAAUAUUCCUGACAAACUGUAAUAAUACCCUGGUGUAAUGUAUGAGAGAAUAUGAGCUGAUUAGUGUGAGUAUUUUAUCUGUGCUAAUGUGGGUUUGCUGUGUAUCAUGGUAGUCAGUCUGGAUUUGUCUGUCUCUCUCUUUUCUCCCUCUAAUCAGCUCAAGAUUAGGUGAGGGUUAACAAUCAGUGCUCAUUCACUGCCCGCCCUGGAGUAGUGAACUACAUGUAGUUCAACUAGUGAUUUAACUACAUUUUGCAGUAGCUUGGUGGUAGUUUAACUAAAUUCAAAUCUUGGUAGUGUUUUCAGUAGUUAAUUACUUGUUUUGCUAUGUAGGGAUGUAGAUAACUACUGGAAUUACACACUACUUAUUUUGCAAAAAUCAUUUCAUUUCUUUUACAAAGCAUCAGACCUGCCUAAAUCUCAUUUGAAACAUAAUUUUUGUGUUAAAUAGGCAAAAUUACACCUUCUGGUUGCAUAUCACCCUAAAGUGUAGUCUAUGGCAUUUCAGAUUUGUUCACCUAGGAGUGUGGAUGUAGUGAAGUACUUUUUCAAAGUAACUUUAGUUAAAUGAACUAUAUUUUUCUUAAGGGUAGCUUUAGUGUAGUUUAACUUAUUCCAGUGUGAAGUAAUUGGUAGCUUGGUAAACUAUAUUUUCAGAGUAGCUUCCCGAACACUGUUGUUUACCAAUGCUGGACUCUUUUCUGGCAGGGUGAGUGGGCAGGAAGUACGACACACUGACACCCGCUAGGACAUCCCAGUGACUGCGUAAUGGAGAGAAGAGGGGGAGGGGAGAGGGCGGUACAGGUGAGGGAUGAUAGGCUACACAUGUAGAUGCUUGGCCCACACACAAACAUACAUUUUCGAGUGGGAUUUAGCCACCAUUGUGACUACAUAUUGACCCCGUUUUGUUUGUCUCUGUGUUACCUGGAGCUGACAUUAAUAUAUAUGCCAUUUAGCAGAUGCUUUUAUCCAAAGCGACUUAUUCAUGUGUGCAUACAUACGUAUGGGUGGUCCCGGGAAUCUAACUCACUCUCCUGGCAUUGCAAGCUCCAUACUCUACCCACUGAGCGACAGAGAGUAGCAGGAAUCCCACUCUGGAACUUUGAUAUGCCAGUAGAGCAGGGUUCCCCGACUGGCGGCCUGUGAUUUUAUUUGGCGCCCCAAAUUUUCUGAGCAAAUCAUUUUUUUAUUGUUAGACAUAAAAGGCUGUAAAAACCCCAGCAAAGGAGCUCCAAGUGAUCACAUUUUUAGACAUCUGUUCCAAAGUAUUCCCCACAAAUAAUAGAGAGAUAUGUGAUUGUAUACAAAUGUAAGCAAGGUUUGAAAUUAUUAUGUUUCAGUGAAAUAUUAUAUCUGUUUGGGCUUCUUGCAGUCAAUUUGCAGUUAUUUACAAAUUAUUUUCAAGUUACAGAUGCAAUUUAACCUCCCAUGUUAUUGUAAAAUGUUGAGAGGUUAGCAUGACACUACAUUAUUUACCAUUCAUUUCUAUUGGGCACAAAAUAAUCUGAAACACAACUAAAACAAACAUCAAAUGCAUCCAACAAAUUCGUAGUCACAAGCUUAAUGUAGUCAUUGCGUGCUAUGAAUAUGGGACAAAAUACUUAACUUUUUACUACUUUAAUACACAUAUAAGUGAAUGUCCCAAUAUUUUUGGUCCUCUAAAAUGGGGGGAUUAUGUAUAAAAGUCCUGUAAUUUCUAAACGGUUCACCCGAUAUGGAUGAAAUUCCGCUCAAAUUAAAGCUGACAGUCUGCAGUUCAACCUGUUAGUCAUUGUACCAUUUAAAAUCUAAAGUGCUGGAGUACAGAGCCAAAGAAACAAAACAUUUCACUGUCCCAAUACUUUUGAAGCUCACUGUACAUAAGUCAUCUGAAGGCAAGCUAAUGAGGUCACUCUUUUUUGGAUUUGGUCCAUUGUAUGUACCCUGCGUGUCUAUAGAGCAGACUAAGUACAGUUGAACCUAGCAAUCAGCCUGCAGGUAAGAGGAAUCGACUGCUCUGACACAUCAACCUGUGUACAGUGUGUUGUGCUGCCAGAUCAUAUCAAGGUUAAGGAUAAGCCACUCCAGAACAUACAGAAUAAAAUGCAAUAGGAAAGAUCAUCUGCUAUUGUUGUAUGAUGACGGAGCCAAAGUCAUGUCUUUUUUAAAUUUGUUUGUCUCUUGUAUUUUGUGUUGUUUUUUUGUGCUUGUCAAGUUAACGUCUAGGUUUGGCUCUGGGUUAUGUCAUUUAAAUGUUUUUGUGUUGCUGCUUUUGUACUGUACUUUUUUUGUUUUUGAAAGGUUAACCAUGGUCUCAUUUAGGUUAUGUGGAUGUGCAUAUGAUUAUUAGCUGUGUUCUGUUGUAUUGUGGUAGUGUCAGUGCCACUCGUUUGUGUCAUAUUGUGCAAUGAAAUUUCAAAGGGCAGGGGUUCAGAAGACCCAACUAUACUUUCUCUCAAGUGUCUUUAAAUUAUCUGGCUGCAUUUCAAACCACUGAAUGGCCGCAAAUGCUCCUGUAUUGAAUGUAGGAACCCCAAAAUGUUAUGUUUUCUUCAAGGGCAUAUUCAGCAAAAACGGGUACUCAACACAAUAAGCAUAUAUGCACUACGUACUGUAUUUAAAACAAAUCGCAAUAAUGCAAUCUGUGCACAGCAUUUUCAUAACUGGUCUCCUCCAAGAUACCACUUUAACAUUGACUGACAAGGAGUAUGUCAUACUUCUAUGCCGCAUUCUUCUCUACAUUGAAUGGUAACCACGUUGUCACUUCUGAUACUUUUCUGUAACAUUUAACUUUGCCACCUUGAAAGGAUCUCUAAUCAGUCUUUCAUGUACCUUGGUUUUUAUCAUAUUUGCUUAAUAAAUCAUCAAAACAUUUUG